AUGACGCAGACUCCCGAACCUCGGAUAGUCACCCAUCGAGCCCUCUCACCCAACAAGAACCUCAAUGAACCCAUCGGAAACGAGAAAUUCCCUUCCUUCGACGAUUCAACCCGUAGUAGUUUCCAGCUUAAUGCGCCGGCAGUCACUAGCAGUCCCUCGGACAUCAGUCCGGGCGCCGGGCCAUUCGCCAAUCAAGAUUUCAAAUGGCCGGCGAGAAAGAUGAGCCAGAGACUACGUGAUGCGCGGCCUCCAGGAAUACAUGGACAUCGUUCAAGGAGAAGUGUUAGUGAAGCGAUAAACAAAUUCCGAACACGCCAGGGCAGUGUGAGUGAGAAUGCCCACGAACUCGCAGAAGCAUUAAAAGCGCCUAUUUCAUACAAACUCAUCGCCCUCUGUAUUGCAUGGUAUAUGACUUCAGCCCUGACCAACACAUCCUCGAAAUCGAUUCUGAAUGCAUAUCCCAAACCAGCUACUCUGACGAUUUUACAAUUUCUCUCGGUCUUCUCUUGGUGCUUUGUCCUAGCCGGCCUGGCAUCCGUCUUCCCAUCACUCAAGCGAAUGAUUCCGGCAUUAAAGAAUGGACUGAGACCACCAUCCUGGGAUGUGGUCUAUACAGCACUUCCAUUGUCGAUCUUCCAGUUGUUGGGACAUCUCCUAAGUUCAUAUGCCACGUCAAAAAUACCAGUGUCGUUGGUCCACACUAUCAAGGGCUUGUCGCCAUUAUUUACCGUCCUUGCAUACCGCUUAGUGUUUCGAAUUCGAUACAAGAGAGCCACAUAUUUGUCACUUGUACCACUCACGAUCGGGGUCAUGUUAGCUUGCUCAACCGACUUUUCCAGCAACUUUUGGGGAAUUACUGCAUCCUUUGUGGCAGCGCUUGUUUUUGUGACCCAGAACAUCUUCUCGAAGAAGCUCUUCAACGAGUCUUCAAGGGCAGAAGCAGAUGGGCAAACACAUCUCUCUCGAAAGCUGGACAAACUCAACCUGUUGUGUUAUUGUUCGGUCGGUGCUUUCAUGUUUUCAGCACCCGUUUGGAUAUACACCGAAGGGUGGGAAAUUGUGCAAGAUCUUUGGAAAGAUGGAUCAUUGUCACUUUCGAAGAAGGGGAAGUUGGACCACGGAGAGCUGAUGCUGGAAUAUGUCUUCAACGGUGUGUUCCACUUUUUCCAAAACAUCAUGGCCUUUGUGUUGCUCUCAAUGCUGUCGCCGGUUUCAUAUUCGGUGGCUUCAUUGAUCAAGCGAGUGUGGGUUAUUGUGGUCGCUGUGAUAUGGUUUCGCAGUUCCACGACUCCAAUACAAGGUGUUGGGAUUGCUCUUACAUGCUUCGGGCUGUAUUUGUACGAUCGAACAAGUAUGGAGGAUGCAGCAGAGAGGAGGACCAAAGCAGACCAUUUCCGACACAAAGCAGCACUACUACCGGUGACGGAAGUGCAAACGCCUGGUUUAGAGAUGUCCCAACCAUUUCUGGAUCAGAAGAGUGGUAUGCAGUGGAAAAGAGAUGAUGAAAAGGAGCGCAGCCAAUCGCCGAACUUCUCAUCUGGUUGGCUAGCACCGGGGACCAAGCAGGAGACGACCUGGGAUGUUGGUGGGCGAGGAGAGAAAUCAGAGAAAUGA
Messenger RNA from Exophiala bonariae, 1614 nucleotides. RefSeq lists its product as uncharacterized. Gene Ontology annotation, molecular function: phosphoenolpyruvate transmembrane transporter activity; antiporter activity. Gene Ontology annotation, biological process: phosphoenolpyruvate transmembrane import into Golgi lumen. The transcript is spliced from 2 exons. Gene Ontology annotation, cellular component: endoplasmic reticulum; Golgi apparatus. The record is from RefSeq and is a predicted model, not a curated record. Bases 1 to 1614 code for a protein of 537 amino acids. Lineage: Eukaryota; Fungi; Ascomycota; Eurotiomycetes; Chaetothyriales; Herpotrichiellaceae.